GGUCUGGGAUUCCUUUAUGAGGUGCAACCAAAAUAGCUGUUAGACAAAGCAACAGGGAUAUUCUGGCAAGGUGUCUGUCUAGCAUUAGUUCUGAAUACUGUUGUGGUUUUGAUCACUAAGAUGGCUGUGACUUUUGGACUCUCUUUGAGUGUUUCUUGGAUUUGCUGCCUGCUAAUUGGAGGGAUAACGUGUUUUACACUUAAAGGUAACGCUUAUGGGCAUCCUGCCUCAACUGGACCUGAACCAACAGGAUCCCAUGCCCAAGCGAGUGUGGUGUCUGUUCCAAAUGCUAAAGCUACUGGCCACAAUAGCCCAGUAAAUGUGACGUCGGGUCGAAAUGCCACAUCUGAAGCAACUGACAUCCGCGCCUCAGCAGAAGCCACCGGCCCCCUCGCCUCAGCAGAAGCGACCGGCCCCCGCGCCUCAGCAGAAGCGACCGGCCCCCGCGCCUCAGCAGAAGCGACCGGCCCCCGCGCCUCAGCAGAAGCGACCGGCCCCCGCGCCUCAGCAGAAGCGACCGGCCCCCGCGCCUCAGCAGAAGCGACCGGCGCCUCAGCAGAAGCGACCGGCGCCUCAGCAGAAGCGACCGGCGCCUCAGCAGAAGCGACCGGCGCCUCAGCAGAAGCGACCGGCGCCUCAGCAGAAGCGACCGGCGCCUCAGCAGAAGCGACCGGCGCCUCAGCAGAAGCGACCGGCGCCUCAGCAGAAGCGACCGGCGCCUCAGCAGAAGCGACCGGCGCCCGCGCCUCAGCAGAAGCGACAGGCCUUGAACAGACGGCCCGACCCCUCAACAAGCUAGAUAGGGCGAUCAUAAUUUGGUUUGCCCAACUCCUUAAUCGUCUUUCCCCUGUUACUGUGCCUCCUUUUGAAGAAAAGGGCAAAGCUAACUGA
Messenger RNA from Salvelinus fontinalis (brook trout), 891 nucleotides. Its product is annotated as autotransporter adhesin BpaC-like. NCBI's taxonomy places the organism in Eukaryota, Metazoa, Chordata, Actinopteri, Salmoniformes, Salmonidae. The record is from RefSeq and is a predicted model, not a curated record. The coding region runs from base 121 to 891 and encodes 256 amino acids. The transcript is spliced from 3 exons.